Molecule: messenger RNA, 687 nt
Organism: Vicia villosa (hairy vetch)
Lineage: Eukaryota; Viridiplantae; Streptophyta; Magnoliopsida; Fabales; Fabaceae
Exons: 1
Coding region: 1-687 (228 amino acids)
Molecular function (GO): zinc ion binding; nucleic acid binding
Source: RefSeq, a predicted model, not a curated record
AUGGACUGCACUCAGGCGCAGAAGGUUCGGUAUGGAACUCAUAUGCUGGCAGUCGAAGCUGAUGACUGGUGGUUAGAGACUCGUCAGAGAUUGGAAGUUGCUGGUGAAGAGAUCACUUGGAUUGUUUUCCGCAGAGAAUUUCUCAGGAAGUAUUAUCCUGAAGAUGUUCGGGGUAAGAAGGAGAUUGAGUUCCUUGAGCUGAAACAAGGGAAUAUGUCAGUGACAGAGUAUGCUGCAAAGUUCACUGAGUUGGCUAAGUUCUACCCGUAUUAUGAGGGAGCAGGUGCUGAGUUUUCAAAGUGCAUCAAGUUUGAGAACGGAUUGCGCUCUGAGAUUAAGAAAGCUGUUGGGUAUCAAAAGAUUCGUAUCUUUCCUAAUCUGGUUGAUAGUUGCAGGAUUUAUGAAGAAGAUCAUAAUGCACAUUACAAACUUGUCAAGGAUAGGAGAGGCAAGCAGAAUCGUAGCACACCUUAUGAUGCUCCAGUUGGAAAGGGAAAAGCAGAAGUGGCUAAUGGAAAGAAAACUAGUGGGGGAGGAGCUCCUGCUAGCGUGGUUUGUUUCAAAUGUGGAGAACCUGGUCACAAGAGUGAUGUGUGUACUGCUGGGGAGAAAAGAUGUUUCCGUUAUGGUAAGAUAGGACACGUAACUACUGAUUGUAGGCAUAAAGAAGUUAUCUGUUUCAACUGA